CAAUUUGUUUGCCAUAUUCAUUAAUCACACGUGCGGAAUGUGCGGAGUGUUAAAAAAUCAUCUGGCGGAUAUUGGAGGUGAUGAUACAGAUAAUCCAGUGGAUAUUUUAGAGCGCAUUAAGUUGAGCGCUAUUUUGCAAACUAAUGUUAUCGGAUUUAUAAACGACCUGGAGUCAUCCUACACUAUAGCUCUUUUAACCCUCGUCGGGGUUAAUAUGAUGGUUAUAACCAUGACCGGUAUGAUGGUUAUCAUCAACGUCCACGAUCCAAGUCAGAUAAUUCGUUACACUGCAUUCAAUAGUGGCAACAUAUUCCAUCUAUUCUGGUGCAGCUGGCAGGGUCACAAUCUAAUUGUUCAAAGUGAAUCGGUGUUCACAUCGGUGUAUCAGAAUAAUUGGUACAGAAUACCCUGCAAGUACCAAAAAAUGCUACUACCACUCAUGAUGAGGAGUUUAACGCCAUGUCAAAUAACAGCUGGUAAACUCUACGUCAUGUCAAUGAAUAGCUUCGGGGGUGCAAUGAGGAUGACUCUGUCUUUUCUCACUCUCCUACUAUCAGUCCGAUGAAACGACAACAAAUCAACUGUCGACUCGUCUGUAUUAUUUUUGUAAAUUCAAUAUACGAUC
Molecule: messenger RNA, 625 nt
Organism: Fopius arisanus
Lineage: Eukaryota; Metazoa; Arthropoda; Insecta; Hymenoptera; Braconidae
Product: putative odorant receptor 85d
Exons: 6
Coding region: 38-565 (175 amino acids)
Biological process (GO): sensory perception of smell; detection of chemical stimulus involved in sensory perception of smell
Cellular component (GO): plasma membrane
Molecular function (GO): odorant binding; olfactory receptor activity
Source: RefSeq, a predicted model, not a curated record